AUGGAAGUCAAUGGUGAACCAGAUAUAGCUGGUAUUUUAAGCGCGGCUUUAAUGCCAUUGAAAGAUAUGAAACAUGCAGAUAUUUUGGACCAGUAUGAAAUGAACAUGGCUGAUGGAAAUAUAACACCUGACGUUCUAGAACAUUUAUCUCAAAGAACUACACAGAACCAUAGAGAUGGUAUAUUUGGUGAAGAGUUUAGAAAGAAAGUUAGGGAGACAGAAGGAAGAGAACCUAUUGUACAUGACCUUGCAAACGAAAGUUUGCAAAAUGUCAUAAAAACUUACUUUGCAGACAAUGAACCGAGAAGGGAUGAAUAUUUAAGAAAACUCAAAUGGACAGUACCAAAUGAAAUGUUAGUAUUGAAAAACAUGUUCCUUGACAAAAUAAAACCAACUACAGAAAUAAACGACGCAAGACUGAAAGAUUGGGUAGAAGCUUUCCCAUUCACAAAAGAUAUAGUUGGUAACAUGGAAAGAAAACCAGAAUGGCUACAAAAACAUAUAUUUGGAAACGAGCAUAUUCCAUAUGGACAGGCACUGUUUGAAGAGCUUGAACCGGAAACUCAGGAAAGAGUCAUGCAAACAAUACGCGAAGACUCAAAUACAGACUAUGACAAACUCUUUCUAGGAUAUAGGUUACCUGAGAUGGGCGACCAGAGCCAAAAGGCAAAAAGGACAUGGGAAAUUUGCAACAUACUAGAUGAACAUAAUGCAAAGAUGCAACAACUUCAAGCAGAGGGCAAUGAAGGAAAAAGAAGAGUUAAAAACUCAGUCAGGAAGAAAGUAAAGCUUGGUCCACGUGGGUUCUAUUAUGACACAUAA
This is a messenger RNA of Trichomonas vaginalis G3, 822 nucleotides long. Its product is annotated as protein of unknown function, DUF4106 family. Bases 1 to 822 code for a protein of 273 amino acids. NCBI's taxonomy places the organism in Eukaryota, Parabasalia, Trichomonadida, Trichomonadidae. The record is from RefSeq and is a predicted model, not a curated record. The transcript has a single exon.